AUCCACUGUUUGUUUACCUCUGCAGACGAAACUCCGGAGGAACACGCACGCCAGAAAAUCUGAGUUAUAUAAAACUAUAAAUCGUUGCUGUUGCCAUCUCCCUCAACUUCAGUAACCGUCAGACUGGAGGAGAAGAGAGAGACGGUUGUCCACGGCCCGAGUAUGGCUAGUGGCAUGAUUUUGGCAGGCCUAGGCCUGGCCACCUUGGGCUUUGGCGCACGUUUUGUUCUUCGCACAAUGCCUAACUUGGGAAAGAAGAUGGCAGAUGCAGUAACCAACAUGUCAUCUUUUUCAUUUCAGGGUCUGGCUAACAGUCGAUAUUACAAAGGAGGAUUUGAACCCAAGAUGACAAAGAGAGAAGCUGCUCUAAUUUUAAACAUUUCGCCUAAUGCCAGUCAGCAGAAAGUUAGAAUGGCUUACAAGAAGAUGAUGCUGACAAACCACCCAGACAGAGGAGGCUCUCCAUACAUUUCAGCCAAGCUCAGCGAAGCAAAAGAUCUAUUGGACAAGUAAAUACACACACCAGAAUGCAAACUUUGCCUUCCCUCAAACCUAAAAGUUUACUCAUAAACCUGUUGUUGCAUUGGAUUUCACUAGUACAAAACCAAGGUACUUGGAUAAGGGGGGAGGUGUGAUUAUUUCAUAGUGACUGGCAGUUAUACAGAGUUUGUAUUUCUGAGGUUAUGUUAUACUGAUGGCAAUGAUAUAUGUGGAAAUAUAAUUGAUAAUGUCAAGUGACUGAUUAUAUCAUAAAAAUUAGAUCAUGUUCAUUCAAUCAGUCAAGUGUGCUGUGAUUCUACAUACAGUCUUGCUACAUUGUAAAGAUAAUAUUCUCAUAGAUUAUGGUUGAAGAUAAAAUGUUUCAUAAUAUGACCUGAAUCUACAGUAAUCUGUAUGUUAUUAGCACAUGCUGAAGAUAGAUGAAAUGUUGAAAUUGAAAUAUUGAUGUUAUAAGUAUUGGAAUGUAGUUCCAGAUAUUUAUUGUAUGCAAUGGGUAAAUGAUUAUUAAAGGGGUAAAAUAUCUUGAUAUUACAUUUCACUUUUAUGUUAAAAUGUAAUUGUAAAUAUAUUUUUAGAUAUAUUUA
Messenger RNA from Penaeus monodon (black tiger shrimp), 1085 nucleotides. RefSeq names its product mitochondrial import inner membrane translocase subunit TIM14-like. The record is from RefSeq and is a predicted model, not a curated record. The transcript is spliced from 4 exons. Gene Ontology annotation, molecular function: ATPase activator activity. Gene Ontology annotation, cellular component: PAM complex, Tim23 associated import motor. Lineage: Eukaryota; Metazoa; Arthropoda; Malacostraca; Decapoda; Penaeidae. Gene Ontology annotation, biological process: protein import into mitochondrial matrix. Bases 163 to 513 code for a protein of 116 amino acids.